AUGAGAUACUCAAUUGUCACGGUAGUGUCUCUGAUCUCUCUUGGAGAGUCUCUCGGCAUUUCCCUUCCCCCUCUCAUUCCCACUAUCCCUGGGGUGACAGAGCCUUUGACUUCUAAUGCCCCUCCACUGCCAGUGUUGCAGGUUCCCACACCUCCACUAGAGAGCCCUCCGUUUACUCCCAGUAACAUUAGACCUAAAAAAAUUGGUUAUUUCUGGACUGGCGCUGGUGAUAAAUUUCACAAGGAUUUCCUGGCUACCUAUAGUCUUGACGAUGACACCUUUGGUACUCUUCUCUGGGUCACCGAUGUUCCCUCUAGUGGAAAUGACCCUCAUCACCUGGGUCCAUCUCUGGACGGAAAGACACUUUUUGGUGGAGGACUGCUCUCCCUGCUGAAAACCCAAGAUACGGGCUUCUACUUUGACACCUCGAAUCCCUAUCGCCCCAAGUUCAAAAAAAGCAAUCGCGCAAUUCUGUCCUCCAUUGCGGAUGAAGUUCGUGCUAAGCCUGAUGGUGGCUUCUUCAUUACAUACAUGGGCUCCGCGCUGGGUACUUCUCCAGGACGGCUUAUUGAGACAGACGAGAAUUUUGAUAUCAUCCAUGAAUGGCCCGAGGAUGUGGACGGCACUCUCAACAUUCUCGGUGAACAGUUUUCUCCUCAUGGUCUGAGUAUUGAUUGGAAGCGGAAGGUCAUUUUAACUAGUGAUUUUGUCGUACCGUUGAGCAUCUUGAAACCUAGCUUGGGCGUUGUGCAUGCCAAUACUCUUCGGUUGUGGGAUCUGGAUUCACGACGAAUUAUCAGCACCCUCACCAUUCCCAAUGUUGGUCUUCCUCCUCCUGUUGGAGGUGGAAUCCAAGAUGUGAAGUUUAUCCCAGGCCACCCCGAAGGUGCUGCUCUCGCCACUGCUGUCCAUCUCGGACAAGUUUGGGUCAUCUAUCCCCACCGAAAAGAUGGAAAUGGCAACCAAGGUGUCAUUGAAGAGCUAUAUGAUCUUGGACCUAAGGCUCGGGAUACCGUCGCCAUCUACACCGAUAUUAGCCAAGACGGUCGCUUCUUUUAUCUCACUCUGACAACCGCAAAUCACAUUGCAGCUCUCGAUAUCAGUGAUCUCAAAAACGUCAAGCGACUUGAUGAUCCAGAUGAGGACCAACCUACAGUUGGACCUCACUAUGUCAAAGUUACUCCGGAUCAGAAACAUCUGGUUGUGACAGACUACUUUGUACAGACUGGCGAAAUCGGAAUCAUCAAUACCCCAGCUGACUUCAAAGUACUGUACAUCGACAUCAACGAUGACGGAAGCCUAAGCUUCAACCGCUCUAUCGACUUUAGCAAAGAGUUCGCCAAUCGUGGCGGCGCUAAGCCUCACUCUAGUGUUAUCUUUGAUCUUUCGGAUCCCGAUCAUCCGCACUACUACUAA
Penicillium atrosanguineum is the source of this 1416-nucleotide messenger RNA. RefSeq lists its product as uncharacterized. Gene Ontology annotation, molecular function: protein binding. The transcript has 7 exons. The coding region runs from base 1 to 1416 and encodes 471 amino acids. The record is from RefSeq and is a predicted model, not a curated record. Lineage: Eukaryota; Fungi; Ascomycota; Eurotiomycetes; Eurotiales; Aspergillaceae.